CGACUGGCCUGAGCCGCCACAGAUGCCUGCAAGAGCCAGAACUAGGCCUGGCUGAAGCCAGGAGCCAGGAACUCCAUCCUGGUCUCCCACCUGAGUGCAGAAACCCAAGUACUUGGGCCAGUACAGAGAAGUCAGGACUUGGACCUGGCACUCUGGACGCCAUGAAGGAGCUGCCAGUCUUGGAGCCUGGAGACAAGCCCAAGAAAGCAACAUGGUACACCUUGACUCCCCAUGGAGAGAGCCCCUGUGCUCGAGUUGGCCACAGCUGCUCCUAUUUACCCCCCGUUGGCGAUGCCAAGAGAGGGAAGGUCUUCAUUGUUGGGGGAGCAAAUCCAAACAGAAGCUUCUCGGAUGUGCACACCAUGGAUCUGGGAGCGCACCAGUGGGAUCGGGCCAGCUGGGAGGGCCUCUUGCCCCGGUAUGAGCAUGCCAGCUUCAUUCCGUCCUGCGCUCCAGACAGUAUCUGGGUGUUUGGAGGUGCCAACCAGUCAGGCAACCGAAAUUGUAUACAAGUCCUGGAACCCGAAACCAGGUCUUGGAAUACGCCAGAAGUGACCAACCUUCCACCAUCUCCAAGAACAUUCCACACAUCGUCGGCAGCCAUUGGAAGCCAGCUGUAUGUCUUUGGGGGUGGAGAGAGAGGUGCCCAGCCCGUGCAGGAUGUGAAGCUGCAUGUAUUUGACGCAAAUACUCUGACUUGGUCACAGCCAGAAACACUUGGAAGACCUCCUUCUCCCCGGCAUGGCCAUGUUAUGGUGGCAGCAGGGACAAAGCUCUUCAUCCAUGGAGGCUUGGCAGGCGACACGUUCUAUGACGAUCUCCAUUGCAUUGACAUAAGUGACAUGGAGUGGCAAAAGCUAAGCCCCACUGGGGCUGUUCCCGCAGGCUGUGCUGCCCACUCGGCUGUAGCCGUGGGGAAGCACUUGUAUGUCUUUGGUGGAAUGACGCCCACAGGAGCACUGGACACGAUGUAUCAAUAUCACAUAGAAAAUCAACAUUGGACCUUGCUUAACUUUGAUACUUUUCUACCUCCUGGACGACUGGACCACUCCAUGUGUGUCAUUCCAUGGCCAGUGACAUCUGCUGCUGAGAGGGAGGAUCCAGCCCCUGUCCACUGUGAAGCCGAGAAGGGCGUUUCUGAUGACGGAGGGAUGACCCACUGUGGUGACUCAUGUGAGGAAAGUCAGACUGAUGUACUGCUGUGUUUUGUAUUUGGUGGGAUGAAUACAGAAGGGGAAAUCUAUGAUGAUUGUAUUGUGACUGUAGUUGACUAAUAAAAUUCAGGUUUUUUCAGA
Oryctolagus cuniculus (rabbit) is the source of this 1295-nucleotide messenger RNA. It is a transcript of the gene RABEPK, whose product is annotated as Rab9 effector protein with kelch motifs. Gene Ontology annotation, molecular function: protein binding. NCBI's taxonomy places the organism in Eukaryota, Metazoa, Chordata, Mammalia, Lagomorpha, Leporidae. The record is from RefSeq and is a predicted model, not a curated record.